Messenger RNA from Bufo bufo (common toad), 1987 nucleotides. RefSeq names its product REST corepressor 3 (gene RCOR3). The transcript is spliced from 12 exons. The coding region runs from base 275 to 1900 and encodes 541 amino acids. The record is from RefSeq and is a predicted model, not a curated record. Lineage: Eukaryota; Metazoa; Chordata; Amphibia; Anura; Bufonidae. Gene Ontology annotation, biological process: negative regulation of DNA-templated transcription; regulation of transcription by RNA polymerase II. Gene Ontology annotation, cellular component: histone deacetylase complex; transcription regulator complex. Gene Ontology annotation, molecular function: transcription corepressor activity.
ACCAGGUCAAAGAGUUCAGCGCCCACUCACCCCCUAAUCCGCCCGGACUCCCCGGUCCUCUGCCCCGUCUGCCUACACCCGCUCCAUCAACCUCAACGUGCCCGACCAGCCCGUCCUCUGGUCACAUGACCGACCUGAGCGCCGAGACCUGAGCCCGACGGCGGAGUGAUACGAAGCUCAGCAGUAAGAAGGCUGCGUGUGAGUGCGCUCCGAGCCUCCUCCAUAUUAACAAGUCCCCCCUGACGGAUACCGACACCGGGCGGGAACCGCAGCCAUGCCGGGCAUGAUGGACAAGGGCACCGAGUAUCUAGGCAAGAAUCGCUCCAAUGGCACCAAGAGCCCGUCCAGCGCCUCCAAUGGACACUACUCCGAGGAGAGCGGCGGCAGCGACGACGAGCACGGUGAUGUGGGCAUGAGGGUGGGAGCCGACUUCCAGGCCCGGAUCCCCGACUACGAGCCCGGUGCUACCAAGUACACGGAUAAAGAUAAUGGAGGAAUGCUGGUGUGGUCUCCUUAUCACAGUAUACCUGAUCUGAAGUUGGACGAAUACAUUGCUAUAGCAAAAGAAAAGCAUGGCUACAACGUGGAACAGGCUCUUGGCAUGCUGUUUUGGCACAAACACAACAUCGAGAAAUCACUUGCUGAUUUGCCCAAUUUUACCCCCUUCCCCGAUGAGUGGACGGUUGAAGAUAAGGUCCUGUUUGAACAAGCGUUUAGUUUUCAUGGGAAAAGCUUCCAUAGAAUUCAGCAAAUGCUUCCAGAUAAGACCAUAGCAAGUCUGGUAAAAUACUACUACUCCUGGAAAAAAACCCGUUCUCGGACAAGUUUGAUGGAUCGGCAAGCAAGGAAGUUGGCCAGUAAAAAUAACCACAGAGAAAGCGAUGAGGACCUUGAGGAAAGUCAUCAUCCAAAGGAUGGAAAUGACAGUGAUUAUGACCCUAAAAAAGAAGCAAAAAAAGAGCCCAGUGCAGAUACCUGUAUUCAGCCUGUGAAGGUUGCUCUUGGUAGAAGAGAAUACCAAAGUUUACAGCAUCGUCACCACUCCCAGAGGUCUAAAUUUCGUCCUCCAAAGGGAAUGUAUAUAAUUAAGGAUGACGUUGUAGCAGUGUCCUGUGGUCCGAACGCUGCCAGUACUAUACUCCGUCAGUUGGAUAUGGAAUUGAUAUCCUUGAAACGUCAGGUUCAGAACACUAAGCAAGUUAACAGUGCACUUAAGCAAAAGCUGGAAGGGGGCAUAGAAGAGUUCAAACCGGCAGAGUCAAAUCAGAAAAUAAAUGCCCGAUGGACGACCGAAGAACAGCUUCUCGCAGUACAAGGUGUCCGCAAAUAUGGUAAAGAUUUUCAAGCUAUUGCGGAUGUAAUUGGCAACAAGACUGUUGGUCAAGUGAAGAACUUCUUUGUAAACUACAGGCGCCGGUUUAACUUAGAGGAGGUAUUGCAGGAAUGGGAAGCAGAACAAGGAACCCAGGCCUCUAAUGGUGAUGCUUCUACUUUAGGGGAUGACACAAAAAACACUUCUCAUGUACCAUCAGGAAAGAGCACUGAUGAAGAGGAUGAGACCCAGAGCAGCCAGACAGCGCCACCCGCUGGUCAGUCUCCUCCAGCGCAACCCGUAGCCCCAGCGUCGUCUGCUUCGGUGACGGCCUUGAAUCAGCCUCCACCUCUUCUACGGCCAACGCUACCCGCUGCUCCGGCCUUGCACCGUCAGCCUCCGCCUCUACAGCAGCAAGCUCGGUUCGUUCAGCCAAGGCCGACGCUCAACCAGCCCCCGCCUCCGUUAAUUCGCCCAGCUAGCUCUAUGCCUCCUCGUCUAAACCCAAGGCCGGCGGUGACCACAAGUUCUGGUCAACAGCCGUCCUCUCUUGGGAUUCAGACUGAGCCACAGCCCACAAUGCAUUGAUGUAAAUAACUCGCUUCCUGGAGCGGAUCCUGGAACCUUUUACUUAUAUGGGAGUAAUCUUGAGCCAUUCAUGACGUGGAGUUUUUG